AUAUGCAACGGGCAUGAGGACCUGUGCUCGCGUCCAUUCAAUGAGAUAACACACAUAUCGACGCAUGCUUCGUUUGCCAAAACUGAGCCAGGCAGACCAUCUGUGCCGGGAACACAGUACAAGACCAUCGAGGAGCAACUGGACGACGGAGUGCGCGGGCUGCAUCUGAAUAUCCACCAGGGCUCGUCAGCCUCAGAGGUCGUUUUGUGCUACCCGGAUUGCAACGUGAAUAACGGCGGCACGCUCACCUCCACGCUGAAAGUUGUGAAGCAGUGGCUGGAAAAUAACACGAACGACGUAGUUACCGUUUUUCUCGAGGGCAUUGCAACCGACGCGAAUCCAGCAGCCGUGGUCAAGGCCUUCACAGAUUCCGGCGCAGACAAGUACAUGCUCAAGGGCAAGCCUGCGUCGUGGCCGACUCUGGACUCGAUGAUUUCCAGCGGCACCACGUUAGUUGUGUUUGUUGAG
Messenger RNA from Kickxella alabastrina, 468 nucleotides. RefSeq names its product PLC-like phosphodiesterase. The transcript has a single exon. The record is from RefSeq and is a predicted model, not a curated record. Gene Ontology annotation, molecular function: phosphoric diester hydrolase activity. Gene Ontology annotation, biological process: lipid metabolic process. The annotation marks the transcript as partial. NCBI's taxonomy places the organism in Eukaryota, Fungi, Kickxellomycota, Kickxellomycetes, Kickxellales, Kickxellaceae.